Lecanosticta acicola is the source of this 2679-nucleotide messenger RNA. The record is from the annotation of a GenBank genome assembly. Lineage: Eukaryota; Fungi; Ascomycota; Dothideomycetes; Mycosphaerellales; Mycosphaerellaceae.
AUGGCGGCGAGUGCUGAUCCUGGUAUGCACAUACGAGGCGACUGAUAAGGAUACAUACUAACAGGAUAAUGUUACAGAUAACCAUCCAUUGAAAGGCGUGGUGCUCUGCUGUACAUCACUGGCGCAGGAUGCACGAGUAGGUAACUCUACGCUCGAGAAGACCAAGUUCAAGACUUACAGCGACAUCCUUCUGCAGACCAAGCUCGCCCAAGUCGCGGAGCAGAUGGGUGCUGUCCAUAAGUUGGACCUCACAUCUGACGUGACCCAUUUGAUCGUCGGCAACAUCGCCACCCCGAAAUAUCGCUACGUCGCAAGGGAACGACCAGACAUUCGCGUCUUGAAUCAAGCCUUCAUCGAGGCAGCACGCGUGGCAUGGAUGAGUGGGGAAGCAUUCGACGUUGAAGGGCUAGAAAGAGAAUAUACAUUGCCAUGCUUCUGGGGUUUGCAAAUAUGCUUGACGGGAUUCGACAAUAUAGAGCAUAGGAAGAGCAUGGAGGAGACUAUUAUUGCUCAGGGAGGCACAUAUAACGGAGAUUUGACAAAGACUGUCUCUCAUCUGGUGGUGGCGCGUCCUGAGGGUAAGAAAUAUGUUCAUGCGAAGCAGUGGGGAAUACAUCUGGUGGGACUGAAGUGGUACGGGGACAGCUUAAUCCGAGGAAUGGCACUAGACGAGGCACUCUAUGCUCCAGAGAUACCGAGCGACCAGCAAGGCAUCGGUGCUUUCAGGUCAAUACCUAAUCACACGGUCUUAAUGAAAAGAGGACGAGAUGCAGAGUCCAACACUGCGAACGAGGAUGGAGGCCGCAGGAAGAUGAGAAAAGUUGCGAGCAUGCGGCUGGACGGGCAGAGUCAAGAGUUGUGGCAAAGCAUAGCGACCAACGAGGUGCAGGUGGACACGACUGAGUUGGACGCGUGGGACAAUGAGAGCCAGACGCUGAGGGAUUCCGUCUCGAGCAAGCCAAAGGACACGACGAAUGAAGCUGCCAUACCUGCGGAGACGGAACGCCCGAGCUCACGACAAGGACUCUUUUCCGGGCACUACGUCCUCAUCUACGGAUUUGAUGCAACACGAGCGAGGAAGCUGCGCCAGUUUCUAGAGCCGAAUGGAGCCACUAUAGUGCAGUCGAGCGAAGAGCUGGAAGCUGCAUCUGGAAAUCUCCUUUUCCAGACUCGAUGCCUGCUAGUACCUCACUCCGCGCCCGUUGAGAUACCCAGCGUCCCACCCGGCACUGUGAUAGUAACGGAAUGGUGGGUGGAGCGCUGCAUCCACUACAAGCAGAAUAUGGAUCCAGAAGCGGAUUCACUCAGCACACAUCUGGCCAAUUCCCAAGUCUCUGGAUUCUCCGAACUGCGUAUAUCGACCACCGGCUUCACAGGCGUCGACCUCCGCCAGACAGCAGAAGCAGUCAAAUUGAUGGGCGCUGCGUAUCAGGAGAAGCUGAUGCCAACAUCAUCAUUGCUAGUCUGCGCAAAUGAUACCGUCGUCAAGAAAGAGAAGGCGUACUAUGCCAACAAAUAUCGCAUACCAGUGGUAUCAGCUCAAUGGCUCUGGCAAUCCUUGAGGUCGAAGAGAAAGGCUCCGAUUGAGGACUACAGAAUUCAGCUACCCGCAUUCGACCCUAAUGAAUUCGUCGGCGAGCCCUCCGCGAGCAGUCCAGCUCCAAGCAGCAAUUUACAGCUUCGGCCGUCAGGUGAGGCAGCGAGAAGGUGAGUACGAUGAGAUCUUCAGCCGAUUCCACGCGCGUCCGGCUGCAGGGUUGUGAAAGGCGCUGACGUGUGAACAGGACAGAUGACUAUGCGCCGCCCAAGCGCUUGUCCAACACUCGCAGACGGCAUGCUACUACAUCUUUACCGCUCACGGCUUCGAGGCCAGCGACAGCCGAGGCACCCCGACGACCUCCGCCUCCUAGGACUGGGCCGUUCAUCGAAGAGGAUGAUGAGAAUGACGAGCCGGCCGUCCUAUCUAUCGACCCUCUUCCAGGGCAACAACCAUUCCCCGCGGAGUUUCCGCCACCGGAACGAAUAUCACAGCCUCUCCGGGAAAUAUCCCCCAACACAUCGCAGCGUAAGACUCGAGGAACUUCACCAGACGGCGACCUGCCCAAGAAGUCAAGAGUCGCAGAAGACGAGAACCCCGCGCCCACAUCACCGCAGAAGAGCGCGAAACGAAGUCCUAGAAAGGAUACUUGGGCUCCGCUUCAACCACCCGUGGUAGAAGACGAUCGAACAUCCGAACUAGCCGGUCUCCUGCGUCGAGUCACCUCCAACACCACCACCACCACCACCACCACCACCACCAGCGAAACGUCGGAAGCGCAGAAGCGAAAGAAGCGCCCGCUCGGCCGCAACCUCAGUACGACGUCCGACCAUUCCGCUUCUCCAGCAUUGCCAUGCGAGAUCCCGCCGGAGUCCCUGGAUCCAGCGGACGGAUAUCGGAUCCCUUCACACGAUGAAGCCGAUGUACCGCUCGGAACGCAGCUGGGAUAUGAAGCGCCGGACGCGGAGGCGCAUCGGAGGCAGAUGAGCAUGAAAUUGGGCGGGACGAUGUUUGAUGAGGGGGAUGCGAGGAAGGUCAGGAGUGUUGGGACGGUGAGGGAUUCUUCGGAGAUUGUGGCGAGGAGGGCGGCUGCGGCGGCGACGGGUGCCGGGACGAGGGCGAAGAGUGGGAGGAGGAAAUGA